AUGAUCCUUAACACGGCUGUUGAAAAGAGCAUACCACAACCGAGCACUAGUCCUCACAAGCAAAAUCGCAAAACACAGACAAGCCACGACGAUAUCGACCCGUCCAAGAUGGUCAUAGUUCCGGAUAUCAAGUCUUACCUGUGCCAGGUUAACGGCUCGGAGGUGCUUGAUAUCAUGCUGAAGAACAAAGCAGUGAUCGUCAUGACCGAUGUCGACGGACAAACAGAAGUGGAGUUCUUUGGAAGCCAUGCAGCCGACAGCGAUCCAGAGAAUGCUAAAGAAGAGUUCACCACCCUCUACCUGAAAACUCAUCACGGUAUUGUGUGCAAGCUGCUAGAGCUACAGUCCAGGCACAUACCGCCAGAUGAAGUCACCAAAGCAGUCGCGAAGAUCACGAAAGACUUCCCCCGGGUGAUGGUGAAACCUAGUCCGAACAAAGACGUGUUGUUCUACGGGUCAGAGAAAGAAGUCCAGGAAGCGAAGACAGCGAUGUGUGAACAUCUCGGCAUAUCACUCACACGAGGUCAAAGGAGCCUUCGGAAGGGUGCGGCUGGGACAACAGGACUGCCCGACAAGUUUGGCCAGACUGGUAGUGGGAGCUCGUCAACUACAGAAUGGUUGAACUACACCACAAGGAAGGGGAUACAGAUUGUAGUCGCCCAAGGAGACAUCACACAACAGCGGGUUGAUGUCAUCGCUAACUCCGCGAACGAGUCCCUCAGCCACGGGAGUGGUAUAGCCGGAGCGAUCUCCAAGGCAGGCGGCCCGUCUGUCCAGAAAGAGAGCAAUGACCAUGUCAAAAAAUACGGACCUGUUCGGGUCACACAGUCGGCGGUGACAAGUGGAGGAAAGCUUCCCUGUAAACACAUCAUUCACGCCGUGGGACCGAAGUGGGAACGAGGUAACGAGGAAAAGGCUAAACAACAACUCCAGGAGACCUGCUACAGCAUUCUAACCAAAGCUUCGGCAACACUUCGGGUGGAAUCGGUAGCUCUUCCGGCAAUAGGCUCUGGAAUCUUUGGCAUGCCGAAGGAUACGUGUGCCGAAUCGCUGCUUUCCGGCCUACUACAGUUCCUCCUAAGGUCUUCUUUUUGCACAGUAAGGAGAAUUGUCUUCAUUGACAUUGAUCAAUCAAUGGUCAAGACACUAGCAGACGUCUUUGGUAAGAAGCUGUCACCUUGUGCCUCAUGAACUACC
Branchiostoma belcheri (Belcher's lancelet) is the source of this 1197-nucleotide messenger RNA. RefSeq lists its product as uncharacterized. Gene Ontology annotation, cellular component: cytoplasm; nucleus. The coding region runs from base 1 to 1191 and encodes 396 amino acids. Gene Ontology annotation, biological process: negative regulation of gene expression. The record is from RefSeq and is a predicted model, not a curated record. Gene Ontology annotation, molecular function: transcription corepressor activity. The transcript is spliced from 3 exons. NCBI's taxonomy places the organism in Eukaryota, Metazoa, Chordata, Leptocardii, Amphioxiformes, Branchiostomatidae.